GUAGACUGUCUGCAUACGCGUGCGAGGACGUUCCAUCGCAAAUUGCUGCAAAGAGCCUUUGUCUUCUCGCUUGCAGGCUAGGCACGCUUCCAGGGUUUGGCUAUGAGCUCAGGUCGAGGGCCGGCGCAGGCCCAGGCCGCCCGGGCGGCUGACAGGUUAUUGUGCCAAGUGCUCGAGGUGCUUUGGCGCGAACUGCCCGCACCCGACCGAGCAUCGCUGCGCCUGAGCUGCAAAUCGGGGCUAAGCCUCGCCGACCGGCAGAUCGACCGACUGUGGCUGGACCCAGGCUGGGUGCGGGCGCCCGAGGGCGCCGCUGACAGCCCCUGCUACAUGGAAUGGGCGUGUCCCCAGUCGGCCUUGCACCGACCGCCGGCAGUGCCUCGCGCUAAGCAGGCCCGCUAUGUGGCGGCGGCGGUGUCACGGGGCGCGCGGCCGCAUGAGCUGCGGCUGCGGCAGCGGCCCGGAGAGGAGAGCGCGGAGCUGGUCAAGUUCACGCUGCGCCUCUUCAAGGGCCUCAGCCGCCCCGGCCCUUCAGCUUCCGCGGCCGCGCCGUCCCUGACUCACCUCGGCCUGGAGGCGGUGCCGCUGAACGGCUCUGUGCUGGCCGCACUGACCGCCUGCACGCCGCAGCUCCUCAGCCUGCGUCUGCACGGCUACGACCUGCACCGGAAGAACGGCGUCGCCGGUCCCUUCGUGACGGUGGCUGAUGGGGCGGCGUCGGCAGCUGCGGCCGGAGCGGCUGGCGCUAGUGGCGGCAGCCGCCGACGCGGGCAGAGCAGCAACGCCGGAGCGGCUGGCGUGCCCGCGCUCCUCCGCCACGGUGCACCCUCCCUGCGUGAGCUGGCGCUGCAGUGCACCUACAACCCAGAUCAGCUGUCACAGCCGCUCGGGCUGUGCUCCCGCCUCGAGCGCUUUAGCAUGGAAUGGGCGAUCAGCGAGUGGGCCCGGCGGCCCAGCGAGUCUGAGCAUGCUGGAUUCUUGUCCCUCCUGGCCGGGCUUCCCUCGCUGCGGUCGCUGGAGCUGCGGUUGCCGCCGCCACCUCUCGGCAGUCACGGCCUGGCGCCGGAGCUUGAGCUGGAGCCGCCGGAUGGUAGCCUGCGCGGCCUGACGUGCCUGAAACUGAUUCACGCUUUUCCAGAGAUGAGGCCCAGCUUGGCGCGGUGGCUGGGGCCGCGGCCUCAGCUGGUGGUACUGCACCUCCUGCCCUGCGUGCUCGACCAGUCGCAGCUGCAAGUGAUCUCGGAAGUUGCCGGGCUGACGGAACUCGUGACUUGCAGCCUAAAGGUGGCACCGCCUGCAGCACAGCGGGAAGGCGGCGGGGCUGCAGGCAGCAGCGCGGCAACCUCACCGGCAGGGCCGCUGCUGCCGAGCAGCCUGCCGCUGCCGCCCAGGCUGCGGAGGCUGGGUCUGUGGCAUGUGACUGCAGCUGUGUUGAACGCGCUGGCGCUGCCGCCUAGCCUGGAGCAGGUGCACCUUCACGAGCUGCGGGCUAUAGAGUACUCGCAGCCAGCGCCGGGCAGCGACAAGGACCGCAUUGACGCAGUGGUGCUGGCUCUGGAGCUGCUGGCCAAAAGCGGGCAGUACGUGGGCGCGCUGACGGACCGGGAGAUGGGUGUGCGCGCGCGCGACUACCGCCGGCCCUUCAAGCUCAACAUGAACUGGACGGAGCCGCCCGCUGAGAUUGACUUCGAGUGGACGUCGGUGAUAGAGGUGCUGGCCCGGAUGCUGCGGUGCGGGGCACGGCCUCCGCAAGGCGCGCCCGCGCCGGCGGCGUGCCUGGGCCACCUGCAGCGGUUGCAUCUGUCUCUGCUGGCGGUGGACGACUAUGACCUUACGUCCAUACGAGAGAAGAUGCCGCAGCUGGAGCACCUGGAGCUGCAGUGUGUGCUGCUGCCCGACUUCACGUACGCCAUUGGGCCGCUCAAGCUCAUGCGCCAGCUGCGCACGCUGGUGCUGCACCCCGGCUUCGGCCGCACCUGGGCCGAAUGGCUCCAGGCGGCCGGCGGCGACAGCGAGUCGUUCCAGGCAGAGUUCAGCGACCUGCUGACGGGCUGCGAGCGCCUGACGCGGCUGCAGCUGCUGCUGAUGGACGUGUGUGUGUACGAAGACGACGACGCGGACGAUUCCUCAGCCUUUGACGAGGAUCAGGUGGAGGUUGCGGAUGAGCUGGCGGACGAGGUGCACGACAUGGUGUAUGCGAUGCGGCGGGACGUGGUGCCGCGGCUGCAGCAGGAGCCGGGGCCACGCCAAGGGGCGGAGAUCUGGGUGCAUGCAUUCGAGCAGGGGGAGGAGUUCUGGCGAAAGGAAGAGUCGUUUUGAGAGAGAAGAGGCGCUGCUUCGCUGUCACACGUUUUUAAGCCUUCACAGUUGCAUAUCUGCGGCUUAUCCGUCUUGUUGUCACGCUUUUUUGUGGCUCCAAAGGCGAUAACCCUUAUUGGUUAGGCUGUGGUCCGGGAAGCUCGGAGGGACGAUGGACCAUUGGUGCACGUUGAAUGAACUUGAGCACGGGGAUUCUGAUGCUGGAACGUCCAUUGGGGGAGCUGUGCGCUUUCGGUGGUACAUGGAGAACAGGGGGGACAGUCCGUGCAGAUGGGUGGGAGGGGACAGCUCGUGCCAGAUGGGUUGGGUAGGCACCGGUUCUUGACGCGGGAACCGGAAAAGGUAGACGAGGAUCGUUGCAGGGGAAGACUGGACUUGCGAAGGGCGCCCUGGGACUUGCUGUCCGCGGCAGAGAAGAGGGAGGGGUGAACAAGCGGCAAGUCAGCGGGAUUGUGUGUAUGGAAUUGAGGAAGAUGAACUAAAGUUGCGUAUUGAAUACGGCGGGCAUGAGGAGUAUCGCAUAUCUUGGGUUGCUCGGUCGGUUGGGGGGAGAAUUGAAAGAAGUGUCUGUGCCUUUCUGGGCCGGUGAGGCGUCGAACUAACGGAUCCCUGGAUGGGGAGUGCGCUGACAGGUUGGCCCGUCCCUUGUUGCGUUGCGUUGUUCUGUUGAUUGUUGUUUACGUCAAUGCAUGUAAACAGCAGUGUGG
Messenger RNA from Chlamydomonas reinhardtii, 3026 nucleotides. RefSeq lists its product as uncharacterized. Gene Ontology annotation, biological process: SCF-dependent proteasomal ubiquitin-dependent protein catabolic process. The transcript is spliced from 5 exons. The record is from RefSeq and is a predicted model, not a curated record. NCBI's taxonomy places the organism in Eukaryota, Viridiplantae, Chlorophyta, Chlorophyceae, Chlamydomonadales, Chlamydomonadaceae. Gene Ontology annotation, cellular component: SCF ubiquitin ligase complex. The coding region runs from base 103 to 2319 and encodes 738 amino acids.